Messenger RNA from Acaulospora morrowiae, 371 nucleotides. NCBI's taxonomy places the organism in Eukaryota, Fungi, Glomeromycota, Glomeromycetes, Diversisporales, Acaulosporaceae. The record is from the annotation of a GenBank genome assembly.
AUGGAAACUGAAAAUAGUUCUAUUGCUAUGAGACCAGCAAAAGAUGAACCCGCACAAGUUUUUGUUGGGGAAGGCGCUCCACUCCUAGGAGGUUCUUCUGAUGACUAUGGUCAAUAUAAAGGACCAUUACUUUUUAUUGCCUCUUUUAUACAUCUCAUCGGAAACACAGCUGUUGUGGUUGGGGAUUAUUCGGCCAUAUCUUUGAUUAUACUCGCCAGUUCAUACAGUAUCGCCUUUCUGUUAUACGCAUUAUACGUUUAUAAGGCGCAGAAAUGCCGUGAAACCUACGUUGGCGUGCGGAUAACUGUUUAUGAUUUCACCUUGAUUCUUCUAUGGAGUAUUUCAGCUGGUCUUAUUCCCGUUCUGAUAGG